Messenger RNA from Micropterus salmoides (largemouth bass), 2227 nucleotides. Its product is annotated as coxsackievirus and adenovirus receptor homolog. Bases 80 to 643 code for a protein of 187 amino acids. The record is from RefSeq and is a predicted model, not a curated record. Lineage: Eukaryota; Metazoa; Chordata; Actinopteri; Centrarchiformes; Centrarchidae. The transcript has 3 exons.
AGUUGAAGCUCCACCCCUGUGCUAACAACAACUCCAGCAGAUCAGCUGUGCUCUCAAGAUUCAGAUUCAGUCAGCUAAAAUGUUGCUCGUGGUUUUCUUGUGUUCCCUGAUUGUCUCUCUGCUCGCUGCAUCUGAAGAUCAGCAAGAGAUAAAAGUGAAUCCUGGACAGGACGUCUCUCUUCUGUGUCAGGGUCUCAGAGAUGCCUCCGUCACACUGUUAGAGUGGACCAGACCUGACCUGAAGUCAGACGGUUACGUGUUCUUUUACCGAAACGAGCGGCCGUAUGAAAACUACCAGCAUGAAUCUUUUCAAGGUCGAGUGGAGCUGAGAGAUCCAGAGCUGAAGGACGGAGACGCUUCUGUUGUCCUGAAGAACGUCAACAUGAACGACACUGGAACAUACGAGUGUCGGAUUGUAACUAACGCACGACAAGAGAUCAAGCACCUGAUCGACCUGAAGGUUACAGACUCAGAUCACACAGCUGGAGACAAGGAGGGAGGAGACAAGGAGGGAGGAGACAGCAUCGUGGUUGGACUAGCAGUUACUAUGGCGCUUCUUCUUCUUCUUCUUCUUCUUGCUGUAUGUGUCUGUAGAAAACGUAAGCACUCAUCAGAAAAGAAGAACUGUACAGUUACUAAUUAGUGGAAAUGCAUUUAGCAACUUAUCAAAAGGACAAAAUGUAACAUCUCCUUUAGUUAAAGUGUCGUCUGCAGCAGCCAAAUCAUCUUGCUCAGAUUCUAAUGAAAAAAAUCAUAGAUCGCAUAACUGUGUUCUCUGCUGUACACAGUGCACUGAAAUGUCUGAGGCUUCCACGUUAAGGUCAAACCAAACAUCCUUCUUUAAAUGGCCAAUAUGCAUAUUUUUAACAAAUAAUGUAUGAAGUGACAACGUAUUGGCAUCAAAGGACAGUAAUAGUUUCGACAGAAUCAGCAACACAAUAUUAAACAGCAUCGUUUGCAUAGAUAUGAAUUUUAGUUUAUUUACAAGCACUUUUUGGUCAAACCCGAACAUAAACUUCAGGAGCUACAGCAGGUUAGCAGGCUAAUUCACUGUGUACAUUAUAAACCGUUUAUUAAGCACUUUAUUCUCAUUAAUCCCAUCGUUGCCUUUUACUCACUGCAGCAAAAUACAAUAAAAUAAUGAAUAAUCCAUAAAUUGUAACAAUUCUCCAAAUCCACGGUUCUGUUCAUACUUUGUUUUUUCCCCACAUUUGUUUUCGGGGGGUGAAUAACAAAUGGGGAAAAAUUCUAUUAUUAUUAUUAUUGGAUCUUGGAUUAAAUAAACUAGUCUAAUUUGCAGGCAUGAUCACGGGACUGGAUCAAAAUAUAGUCACGUGACCCAAUUAAAAUAGGUGCACAUGUGCUAGAAUUAUAAGCCUACAUCUCGGCCUAACUUUAAACACAAUGUUUGUUGCAGAGAAACACAGAGAGAGAUGUUAUGUGUUAUUUUACAAGACGCUGACACGGUAGCGAACUCACCGGUUCAGAUGUCAUUUGGUAACAAGUUGGUUUCGAUUCAUGUGAUGCGCAUAUGAGCCAUGAAAACAGAAUUACGGGUGAGUUUAUUAAACCCGGAAACUUUAUGAAACAUACUGUUGAUGGAGAAGGGACAGGGAGACUGGGGAAGGUGAGGCAAGCCUGUGCUUGCAGUGAGAGACCAGAGGUGUGUGAGUGUGUGGGAAAGAGAACUAAAGGGAAAGUAGUAAGUAAACACUAGAAUAAGGUGGAGGAUGAAGUCCAAGUAAAAUGGUGAAAUGAGAAAUAAGCUAGUAGAAAUAGAAAAAUACACACUAACAACCGCUGUCGCCACUUUACACUGACAUUGUCAUAAUGAGCGCUCACCAGUCUGGGGAGCAGCAUGUCGCAGUUCCUCGAAACCACGACACGGGACUGUGAACACUCGCGGUUUUGGUCUCAUUUUCAGAACUGUUACAGCCCUAAUUUAAUAUAUAGAUCAGCAUCAAAGUAAACAUAAACCUAUAUGUUAUUGCAUAAUUGAUUGUAUUUGACUUUUCCAUCUCUGAGACAGAAAUGAAACUGAUGAGUAAUGUUGAUUAUAGAGUGAUUGUGAUGUUUCCUAUCUUUAGGUUUGUCACUCAGAUUUCUUUCUGUGUGUUCAGAUUUCAUUUUCUGCAUUUUCAGUUUCUUACCUUAUAUAUUGUACAGCACUUUACUUCACCUGUAUAAGCUUUGUUUUAUUAAUAAAUGGUUUUGUAUACUAUAAAUA